AUGACAGUGGAUUCCUGGAACAUGUUGUGCGACUACUCUUGCUGGGCCGGCCACUUCUUGGAAAACUGCCAAGUCCCGGCAGCAGAGCUGACGGUCAUUGAAACGCGUAUCAUUGAGCAAGAUUGGAUGGCAGCCUUCAGGCAGCAUGUGAACGCUCGGGACCCCAAGUACAGCCUCGAGGACUUCCCCAUGUGGGAGCCAUUGAAGGCUACCCACGGGCAAAAGCAAGUCUUCAAAGAAGGUGACAUUGAGACGCUGGACAUGGCGAGGAAGGAAAGUCAGUUCAAGACUGACUUGCUUGCACUUACCCGUGACGCGGCCCUUUUCAUGAAGUACUUCGACGGCAAGGCGAAGACCAGCAAGGCCCGAAAGCUUGCGCAAAACGCCCACGUCCGGCUGCAGGUUCACAAAGGGCGCAGUGACAUCAUCCAGCCCUUCAUGGAGACUUCCUGCAAAGUGUUGGCGACCCGGGACAUUCCGACUGCCCUGGCUGUGUGGCAGGAUUUUGUGAAAUCUGCGCCGGUGGGUGGUGGCUCCGGGCACUUGCUGCGCAUUGCUUACACAGACUUCAACAAGCUCGGCCGUGUCACAGACUCCGAGCUUGACAGCAUGAUCCGCUUCUUGGCCGACUUCAUGGCGCCACAUCCACAAAGCUCGUGCGCUGUGGUGCUCCUCACCAGUGUGACCAGCAGGAAGAGAUCCGGAGGUGCUAGAGUUGAGCGCGCUCGUUUGGAGGAGAAGUGCGUGAACAAGAAGUUGGUUCCUCUCCUGUCAACACUGAGGAUGUCAUCCAACCAGCUCCACGGGAAUGACAACAGGUCCCUGAUGUACGAGUGCUAUGUCCUCAUCCCGGAGGCUGCGGAGGAGACCUCUUGGUUUCUUGACGCGUGGCUUCUUCGACGCAGAGCAACCCUGGGAGAAGCAGAAUGGCUUGCGCCCGCUGACUUUUUCAUUGCAGUUUCAGAGCCGGGCCAGAGCAGCACAAUGGCUAACCUUUCUCUGGAAAAGCGAGCAGCCCAACUUUUAGGAGGAGAGGACGUGCCGAAGAAACUCUUGGAGUCCUUGGUGAUCGAAGGCCACCCCAGCGCAAAGCCUUUGCUACGUUCCGGGGACAGCGUGAUGGUGCUCCAUACAACACCGUACGACGCUUGCCUUGAGAGGGUGUGUCUCAAGAAGAGAUGGCCGGUUUGCUCUCCAUCGCUUCACAGCCCGGACUCUGCCCAGGUGUGCCAGAUGCGUCUUGCCAAGCAGCUCCUGCUCGAUUGGAAGAGUGGGGACUUCACCUACAUGCCGGCCCCACAGCUCCUCUUCUCAGGUGCACUUCCGCAGGAGGAGGAGGACAAAGUCCAGGGGCCGGACAUCCCUGUGCUGGAGCUGCUCCAUCUGGACCACGACAGCAACAACAUCACCAUCCCCACAGACGUGCGGAAAAAAUGGGCCAGUGAUCCGGUGUACAGCCACGACUGGGUGAAUGAGUUAAAGAAGAUCGAUACCUGGAUCGCGGCCGUGAGCACCAGCGCGACGACCACAGAGCCGCCCAGUGAGGAAGCAGCGCCAGUACUUGUGACAGCAGACGCAUGGCAGCCUAAAAGCCGGGAGACGCUGCAGGGGACGAUCCACAGCUUCGCUGGCCACAUCGCGAACAGCGAGUACAUCCUCCAUGAAACGGGGGGUGCCACGGAGCUGUACAUCCACGCUAAGGGCGACGCAAUCCGCAUCUCGAACCAGAAGCCAUUGUUCGAAACAGGCAAUGCUGACUGGAUCAGGCCCCCAGCGAGCACCAGGCUCUUGGCCAACCCGGGUGAGACCAUGCUGCACACCUUCGUCCUGCAGGAUGACAGUGCUCCGGUGAUCUGCGAAGUCAACCAAAACGACAAAUCAGAGGACCUCGAGCUGACGUCGAUUCGCAGCAUCUUGAAUGAGGCGGAGGCCGCUGGCGUCUUGGAGCUGAAGAUCCAUGGUCACACAACAGCCCGCGCGGCCAGUGGCGACACCUGGGAGGUUGUCGAGGACCGGACGGAGGGCGUUACAUGGGUGUACAAGCCCAAGGAUGUUCAACUGAGCCAGGCCAGACUGUCCAAUGUGGCUGGCUGCUUCCCCAGCGCUACUCUGAAUGCCAGCGAGCGAGUGAUGCAGGUAUGGAGGUUGAUGGUUGACCCGACUCAAGGCGCAAUCGUUCCCAAACGAGCGAUUUACUAUCUCAAGAAUGCCAUGAACAGCGGCGGUCACGACAUGGAGCUUGCAG
Symbiodinium pilosum is the source of this 2245-nucleotide messenger RNA. The record is from the annotation of a GenBank genome assembly. Lineage: Eukaryota; Dinophyceae; Suessiales; Symbiodiniaceae.